AUGAAGGUCUCUUCUCCGAGCUCAGAGUCUCUGGGCCCUGUGUGGCGCCUUGUAGCCUCCUGCCGUGGAGGAGUCCAGCUGGCGUUCCUGCUACUGUUCUUGGCGCCUUCUACGUUAGGGAAAUGUUGCGGUGUCUCAUUCUCAGGCCAGUGCGACGCCCCAGGGCCGUUUCCAUUUGCCAAGCUUAUCAAUCAAACUGAUGAAUCUGAGUUUGCCAUUGGAACAUCUCUGAAGUAUGAGUGCCGCCCAGGAUAUCUCAAGAAGCAGUUCUUCAUCACCUGCCAACAGAGCUCAGUCUGGACAAAUGCUGAAGAUGAGUGUAUACGUAAAUCAUGUAAACACCCUGGAGAUCUUGACAACGGCAUGGUGCAUGUGCACACGAACCUUCAGUUCGGAUCCAGAAUUAAUUAUACUUGUAACCUAGGAUACCGCCUCAUUGGUCAGUCCUCUGCUGAAUGCACUGUCUUUGAUGACUCUGUCGCUUGGGAUAGUGAGACACCUACUUGUGAGUUGAUUCCUUGUGAGCAGCCCCCAAGCAUUCCCAAUGGAUUCCCUGUCAUGUCCGGAGACAAUUUUCGUUAUGGAAUGGUGGUUACCUAUCGCUGCAACUCUGAUGCAAAAAAGAAGAUGGCCUUCAACCUGGUGGGUGAGCCCUCCAUACACUGCACCAGCAGUGAUGGUCAAGUCGGAGUCUGGAGUGGCCCUCCUCCUCAGUGCAUCGAAGUCAACAAAUGUACACCUCCCCAUGUCGAAAAUGCAGUCAUGGUGCCUGAAAACAGAAACUUGUUUUCCUUAAGGGAUACUGUGGAAUUCACGUGUCAGCCUGGCUUUAGCAGAGAAGGAGCCAAGACAGUGGAGUGUCGCUCUCUAAACAAAUGGGAGCCAGCGUUACCAACCUGCUUCAAGGUGAAACCCUGUGGUGCUUUCCUGGACCAGCUUCCUAAUGGGCGUGUGCUGUUUCCACUAAAUCUUCAACUUGGGGCCAAAGUGUCCUUUGUUUGUAAUAAAGGGUUUCAAUUAAAAGGCAAUUCUGCUAGCCAUUGUACUCUUACUGGGACAGAAAGCACUUGGAAUAGCAGUGUUCCUGUGUGUGAACCAGUGACAUGCAACAUCCCCCAGGAUGUGAGUGGAAUCCAGAGGAGCUUGAUAAUGAAAAACCCGUAUUCCUAUGGAGCUAACGUAACCAUGGAGUGUGACCAUGGGUAUACUCUAGAGGGCAGUUCUCAGAGCCAGUGCCAGUCAGAUGGCAGCUGGUUUCCUCCUCUGGCCAAAUGUGUAUCUCGCUCAAAUGGAGCUCUCAUAGCUGGAAUUAUCUUUGGGAUUAUCUUCUUCAUUUUACUCAUCAUUGUUUCUUAUUGGAUGAUUAUGAAAUAUAAAAAACGCAAUACCACAGAUGAAAAGUGUAAAGAAGUGAGUAUCUCUUUAAAUUCUCAAGGAGACAGCUGUGUUCAAUCUCAAGAUCUACUCAGAAAUCAGGAGAACACCAGGUACCUAUGCACAUCCUGAAUUCAAAAUGUUUGUAGCAACUCAGAUUCAAAAAUAGAAACAAUUCAAACAGAAUUUUACAUGCAGAAGCUAGAAAGUA
Molecule: messenger RNA, 1585 nt
Organism: Acomys russatus (golden spiny mouse)
Lineage: Eukaryota; Metazoa; Chordata; Mammalia; Rodentia; Muridae
Gene: Cr1l
Product: complement C3b/C4b receptor 1 like
Exons: 11
Coding region: 1-1506 (501 amino acids)
Source: RefSeq, a predicted model, not a curated record